Messenger RNA from Talaromyces stipitatus ATCC 10500, 2088 nucleotides. RefSeq names its product MYB DNA-binding domain protein. The transcript has a single exon. The coding region runs from base 1 to 2088 and encodes 695 amino acids. NCBI's taxonomy places the organism in Eukaryota, Fungi, Ascomycota, Eurotiomycetes, Eurotiales, Trichocomaceae. The record is from RefSeq and is a predicted model, not a curated record.
AUGCGAAAAACCGGGGAUAAUAAUAAUAAUAAUAAUCUGUCCUCGUCUCCUUCCGAUGAUGCGUCUUUACCUCAAAUACGCGAUGUGCAUUCUCAACUACCGGGACUGCGCAUUGCGCCAUUGCGCCAGCCCGUGUCUCGCCGACUGUGGAAUACCCCUUUCCCUCUCAAUCCCGAGAUAGCAGCUCAUUCGGGGAAAAGGACAGUCACAAAUGGAGGCUCAACGACGACUCCGCACGUUGGAGCUAACCUUCCUGAAAGGCUUCCUACACUGGAAGAAUUUGUCAACGCUGCUCGUACGUCGGAUGCCAGUCUAAGUGAUAACCACCUCAACCCGAAUGCACCGCCCCCCCCAAAGACGAUUCUACCGGAUUUCAUCAACCUUCAGACCGUGGAAAAGCUGCCGUAUUUGUUUGAGGAGACCAUUUCAUCGAAACGUCGCCGUAUAGAUGGACACAGUGAUUACUUUUCUAGUGAGCAUCUUCAACUUCCCGUCCCGCAGGCACAAAACGAGAAGAAGCCACCACCUUUCGGUCCGUUUGCUAUCUUGAAUGGAUUGAAUGAACCUCCUCCGAAUGCAGCAUUGUUCCCGCCUAUUGAACCGGGUUCUUUACCAUCGAUCUUGACGAGGCCAACGAUUGACUCGGAACUGGUCUUUUCCGAGAAGCAUGCUGAGAAACAAGGGGAUAAACGAGAGCUACGACUGGAGGAGAUUCUCGAUCCGAACAGUUUGGAUAGAUCUAAUAUUGAUCAUCUCGAGGAGCCGAAGCUUGAUCAGCUGCCAGCAAAUGAUGAGAAUCGAACCACUAGUCAAAAUCCAGCUGACGGCAAUGGCAAUCCAUCAGAAAAGCCAAUUGAUGCAAACGAGCCGAUGUCCCCUAAAACCCGUGGCCGUUCACGCAAGAAUCUCCGACGAUGGACUGAACAAGAGACAACUGACCUGCUAAGAGGCGUAGUCAAAUGCGGCAUCGGAAACUGGACGGCUAUUUUACAACAACCGGAGUUGAAAUUCAACAAGCGCAGUGCUGCUAAUCUUAAAGACCGAUUUAGAGUCUGUUGUCCAUGGGCAUAUGGAGCGGCCGACCCAAAUGAAGCGACGAAGGAAAUACAAGAUACUCUUGCGAGUGCAUUGAUGAAUGCGGAGUCUUUGACAUCUGGGGUUGGCGGCAAGAUUCUAUUGCCUGAUCCUAGACCCAAGGACAGCGCGACAAUUUCUACCGAGUUAGUUGAAACUUCUUCCAAGCUAGGUGAGCAAUUAUCGGCGUCCUCAGCUUCUCGGUCGAACCAGCUGUCUCCUACACCUGCCACGGUAUCUGGAUCCGGAUCUCAAGAGUCUUUAGUACCGGCAAAAUCUGCACCUACUCAAUCGACAAAGUCCAAGUCAACCCUCUCAUCAUUAGGCAUAGCAGAACCGUACUUCACAAUCAAAUCUAAGCGCCGGUCGCGCCGGCCAUUUACGCCGGCUGAAGAUGAAGCUCUUCUCAAAGGCUAUGCAGUCCACGGAUUCCAAUGGACACUGAUACAGCAAGAUAAACACCUCAAUCUUUCACAUCGACGCGCAACAGAUCUGAGAGAUAGAUUCAGAACCAAAUUUCCAAAUGCCUACCGUGAGGGUGGCAGCGUUAGCGGCGGAAGUAUUGGAUCAUUACAACAACGAGAAUACAGUAAUGAGAUUACACCGACUCUCGAUAACAAUGCGAAGGACAAGACCGCAACGCGAUCAUCCAAGAGACUAAAAGAACCUCCGCAGUCAUUAUCACUACCGCCGCCGUUAAUGUCACCACCAGUGACCAGCGAUGCCAAUUCACCUGACAAGAAGCGGAACCCACAUUUACCCGAUUCUGCCAAUCUGACGUCUAUAAGCUCACUGUUACCGCCCCUGCCCCAGUUGACUCAGUCGAGUAUGAUACUUGACUCUUCGAGUGGAGGUGGACAAGGAAUGAUGUCGUCCUUGUCAUUUCCUUCGAGCUCGGGGAUGGGCAACCAUAGCGCUAGUUUCACCUCCGUGUCUUCGGCGAGCAAUGCAGUCAUAAGUUCGUGGGAGGAUAAUACACUUCCGCCCUUUAAUUGGAAUGAUGACAUCAAUUAA